AUGGGUGCAGCGAGUGCUUGCGGACUACAGCUUUAUUCAUUUGGCCAGACCGUAUCAAUCCCUUUUUUCCGGGAUGAAUGGCGUCCAGAUAGUUUUUAUGAAAAGAUUCAGUACAAUCGUCGCGGUGGCAUGCACACGCUCUGUUUGCUAGAUAUCAAGGUGAAGGAGCCUGACUUUGAAGCCAUGUGCCGUGGCCGUAAGGUCUUUCUGCCACCGCAUUUCAUGACGAUAAAUCAGGCUAUUGAACAGCUAAUUGAGAUCGAAGGAAAGCGUCAAGAAAGAGCUUACACCAAGGAUACACUUUGCGUCGGAAUGGCACGUCUUGGCCAGAAAGACCAGACGAUUAUUGCUGGAACCAUGGAGGAGCUGCUGACUGCAGAAUUCGGGGCGCCUCUGCACUGCCUUGCUAUUGCAGGAGACGUGCACCCACUUGAGGAAGAGAUGCUGAAACAAUUUUACUUAACAAAAUGA
Plasmopara halstedii is the source of this 471-nucleotide messenger RNA. RefSeq names its product diphthine synthase. The record is from RefSeq and is a predicted model, not a curated record. The transcript is spliced from 2 exons. Gene Ontology annotation, molecular function: diphthine synthase activity. Gene Ontology annotation, biological process: protein histidyl modification to diphthamide. Bases 1 to 471 code for a protein of 156 amino acids. NCBI's taxonomy places the organism in Eukaryota, Oomycota, Peronosporomycetes, Peronosporales, Peronosporaceae.